UGUGCUGGGGAAGAGAAGCGGGUCGGUACGCGCACCGUGGUGGUCGGGCAUCGUCCGGUUUCGGAAACGGAUGCGUACGUGGCACAGAAGUUCUGCGACAACAGGAUCGUCUCCUCCAAGUACACCCUCUGGAACUUCCUCCCGAAGAACCUUUUUGAGCAGUUUAGAAGAAUUGCCAACUUCUACUUCCUCAUCAUCUUCCUCGUGCAGGUGAUAGUGGACACCCCAACCAGCCCGGUGACCAGCGGCCUCCCACUCUUCUUUGUCAUCACUGUCACAGCUAUCAAACAGGGAUACGAGGACUGGCUGAGGCACAGAGCUGACAACGAAGUGAACAAAAGCAAUGUCUUCAUUGUCGAAAAUGCAAAGCAGGUGCAGAAAGAGAGUGAAAAAAUCAAGGUUGGAGACAUAGUAGAAGUGAAAGCGGAUGAGACCUUCCCCUGUGACUUGAUAUUUUUGGCCUCAAGCAGCAUUGAUGGGACCUGUUACGUCACUACAGCGAGUCUCGAUGGCGAGUCCAAUUUCAAGACUCACUACGCGGUGCGGGAUACCACCGUGCUCUGUACGGACGAAGCCAUUGACGCCCUCACCGCCACCAUCGAGUGCGAACAGCCGCAGCCCGACCUCUACAAAUUUGUUGGAAGAAUUAUCAUUUACAGAAGCAACCAAGAGCCUGUAGCCAGGUCUUUGGGUCCUGAAAACCUGUUGCUGAAAGGUGCUACCCUCAAAAAUACCAAGAAGAUUUAUGGAGUUGCAGUCUAUACUGGAAUGGAAACGAAAAUGGCUUUGAACUACCAAGGGAAAUCUCAGAAACGAUCUGCUGUAGAAAAAUCUAUCAACGCUUUCUUGAUAGUGUAUUUGUGCAUCCUAUUGAGCAAGGCUACUGUGUGCACGACUCUGAAAUAUGUUUGGCAGAGUAAUCCAUUUAAUGAUGAGCCUUGGUACAACGAAAAGACUAAAAAAGAGAGAGAGACGUUCAAGGUCUUACGGAUGUUCACAGACUUCUUGUCGUUUAUGGUCCUCUUCAAUUUUAUUAUCCCGGUCUCCAUGUACGUUACAGUAGAGAUGCAGAAGUUCUUGGGUUCCUUCUUCAUCUCUUGGGACAAGGAGAUGUACGAUGAAGAAAUAAAAGAGGGGGCGUUGGUGAACACUUCGGACCUGAACGAAGAGCUCGGGCAGGUGGAGUACGUCUUCACGGACAAAACUGGGACCCUGACGGAGAACAGCAUGGAGUUCAUCGAGUGCUGCAUAGACGGGCACAAGUACAAAGACUGCAUUUCGGAGGUGGAUGGCUUCUCUCAGACUGAUGGACCCCUAAAAUAUUAUGGCAAAGCAGAAAAGAGCCGCGAGGAGCUGUUCCUGCGAGCCCUCUGCCUGUGCCACACCGUCCAGAUCAAGGAAGCAGACCAGGUGGAUGGGCUGAUAGGACAUCCAGAACGCAAAUACACCUAUAUCUCCUCUUCCCCAGACGAAAUUGCUUUGGUGAAAGGCGCAGAAAAGUAUGGUUUCACUUUUCUAGGACUUGAAAACGAUUUCAUGAAAAUACGAAACCAAGAGAAUGAAACUGAAAUGUACCAACUUCUCCAUGUGUUGAACUUUGAUCCUGUCCGUCGUCGUAUGAGUGUCAUUGUGAGAACCACCUCGGGAAAGUUGCUCCUCUUCUGUAAAGGAGCAGACUCCUCUAUUUUUCCAAGGGUGAAGCAAGAAGAAAUCCAACAAACGAAAGUCCACGUGGACCGCAACGCUAUGGAUGGCUACCGAACGCUCUGUGUGGCAUUCAAAGAACUAACUCAGAAGGAGUAUGACAAAAUUGACAAACAACUUAAUGAAGCGAAGAUGGCUCUGCAGGACAGGGAGGAAAAGAUGGCGAAGGUUUUUGAAGACACAGAAGCAGACAUGCACUUGAUUGGGGCUACUGCUGUCGAAGACAGGCUGCAGGAGCAGUCGGCAGAGACGAUCGAAGCUCUGCACGCAGCCGGCAUGAAGGUUUGGGUGCUGACGGGAGACAAGAUGGAAACUGCCAAAUCCACCUGCUAUGCCUGCAGGCUUUUCCAGACCAGCACCGAGCUGCUGGAGCUGACGGCAACAACGGUGGGCGAGAGCGAAAGGAAGGAGGAUCGGCUCCAUGAGCUGCUGAUGGAGUACCAUAAAAAGCUGAUUCAGGACGUUCCCAAAAGCCGGGGAGGUCUGAAGAGAAGCUGGACGUUGAGUCAAGAAUACGGCCUGAUUAUAGAUGGCUCAACGCUGUCGCUGAUACUCAACCCUUCUCAGGACUCCAGUUCUAGUAAUUACAAAAACAUAUUUCUACAAAUCUGCUUGAAGUGUACCGCAGUCCUCUGCUGCCGGAUGGCUCCUUUGCAGAAAGCACAGAUUGUGCGAAUGGUGAAGAACACAAAAGGGAGCCCCAUAACACUCUCCAUAGGGGAUGGUGCAAAUGAUGUUAGUAUGAUUUUGGAAGCGCACGUUGGAAUAGGUAUAAAAGGCAAAGAAGGACGGCAGGCUUCUAGAAACAGCGACUAUGCUGUGCCAAAGUUUAAGCAUUUAAGAAAAUUGCUACUAGCACAUGGGCAUUUAUAUUACGUGAGAAUAGCACACCUUGUACAGUAUUUCUUCUAUAAGAACCUUUGCUUCAUUUUACCACAGUUUUUAUACCAGUUCUUCUGUGGAUUCUCACAGCAGCCACUGUAUGAUGCUGCUUACCUUACCAUGUACAACAUCUGCUUCACGUCGCUACCUAUCCUGGCGUACAGCCUCCUGGAGCAGCAUAUCAACAUCGACAGGCUGACCUCAGAUCCACAGCUCUAUAUGAAGGUGUCGGAUAAUGCAAUGCUGCAGUGGAGGCCAUUCCUGUACUGGACCUUCUUGGGCGCCUUUGAAGGACUCGUGUUUUUCUUUGGGGUUUAUUUUCUUUUUCAAAAUUCGUCGUUGGAAGAUAACGGAAAGGUUUUUGGAAAUUGGACCUUUGGGACGAUUGUUUUCACCGUGCUGGUGUUCACCGUCACUCUGAAGCUAGCGUUAGAUACCCGAUUCUGGACGUGGAUGAACCACUUUGUGAUUUGGGGCUCCCUUGCCUUCUAUGUGUUUUUCUCGUUCUUUUGGGGAGGAGUCGUUUGGCCUUUCUUGAAGCAGCAAAGAAUGUAUUUUGUAUUUGCCCAUAUGCUGACUUCUGUUUCCACAUGGCUGGCAAUAAUUCUCCUGAUCUUUAUCAGCCUUUUCCCAGAAAUUCUUCUAAUAGUUUUAAAAAAUAUAAAAGAGAAGAAUCAUCAG
Molecule: messenger RNA, 3267 nt
Organism: Fulmarus glacialis (Northern fulmar)
Lineage: Eukaryota; Metazoa; Chordata; Aves; Procellariiformes; Procellariidae
Gene: ATP11C
Product: ATPase, class VI, type 11C
Exons: 27
Biological process (GO): phospholipid translocation
Cellular component (GO): recycling endosome; plasma membrane; trans-Golgi network
Molecular function (GO): ATPase-coupled intramembrane lipid carrier activity; ATP binding; magnesium ion binding
Source: RefSeq, a predicted model, not a curated record